Messenger RNA from Poeciliopsis prolifica (blackstripe livebearer), 1398 nucleotides. RefSeq lists its product as uncharacterized. Lineage: Eukaryota; Metazoa; Chordata; Actinopteri; Cyprinodontiformes; Poeciliidae. The coding region runs from base 80 to 787 and encodes 235 amino acids. The record is from RefSeq and is a predicted model, not a curated record. The transcript has 2 exons.
AGUCUCAUUGCGGUUUGUCGAACCACCAAAAGCGACUGUUCUUUUCCACGUCUGAGAUCGGACCAUUUUUAAGGAAAAAAUGGCAAAUUAUCCUCAUCCAGAGCUGGUGGAAUUCAAACUUUCCACCAACGAGGUAGUCGAGUGCAAGCCGGACGUCUUCGUGCUGAAACUGGAGCUGGACACGCUGGGGGAGAACCUGAGCCUGAAGACAGACAGCGACCCCAAGAUGAUCGUGACGGAGUCUAAGGACCAGAACGACUCAAUCUCUAUGAACGUGAUGAUGAUGCUGGAUCACACAGCUAUCGACACAAACAGUUCCCUAGACGAGUUUGACGAGGAUGACAUCAGUUACUCUCUUACUAUGGCAGGACAGGCCAAUACUUUGGGAGAACUUGAAUCUGUAGUAGGAACGUGUGAAGAGAUCGAGUCGAUUCUGCACAGGGAGCUGGAAGUGGUCAGAACUUCCAACAAGGAAAUCAGCUCCAAGUUGAAAACCGACGUUGUGAGCCUGCAACAACAGCUGCAAACGCUGCAGGAGAACGUCAACAACUUGACAGCAGAGAGGAAUGAGUUCCAGCAGGAGAUCAAGACCCUCAGACAAAAAUGCAACGACAAUGAAGGCAGGUAUAAAACCGAGCUGGAGAACCUGAAGAAGGAGCUUCAGAACCAGGCGGCGCUGAACGAUCAGCUGCAUGUAAAGAUAAAAGAGAUCAACGACAAGGCCAUUCAAAUCGAGGUGGAAGUCAAGCGGAAGAAAAAGAAGGGUCUCUGUGCCUGUCUGAGCUAGAAAUGGAAAUGAAAGGAACUAUAUCACAGGCUGCAUUUGGGACUGGGAUUUUUUUGUUUCAUAAUCUUUACUAGAUUAGAUAGAAAUAUUUCUAAAAUGUAUAUUUUCUGUGUGUGUUUGUGUAAGUGUCUGGGUUUGUGUGUGAUGGAGUGACAGAGACUGUGAAAGACCCCAUAUUUAAAAAUACUUGGUAGCAUUGUUAGCAUAGCAGCAUGCUAGCAUGGGUUUUCCCGGGGACCCGGGAUUCACCCACCUAGACCAAAGAUAUGUCUUUCCAGUUAAUAGAGUGUGUGUUUGUGUGUGUGUGUGUGUGCAUGAGUGAGUGUUGGUGUGAAUGUUUCCUCUCUGCAGAGUCGCCACCUUGUCGUGGUGGAGAGGCUUGCGUGCACCUAAGAUCGUGACAGCGAUGAGUUAUUUAGCAAAACUCCAGGUACUUUCACUCUGAGCAGAAACAAGGUGCCAAACAAAGAGCGACUCAAAAGAGACUCCUGCAGGCUGCCGGAGAAACUACGACAAGCUGUUUAUGUUCAAAACCUCUGCUCCUUAUCUCCCUUCAUCCAUCUGAUGGUGGCUGCAGGCUUGCUGCUCAUGGCGGUGCAGGUCAUCUCCGU